CUCAUGCAUUUAUUUAACAGACGGGACAGACAGCGUGUGAGUGGAACUUGUCGUGGGAUUUCUUCAUUAGCACUUUCGAAAUUGGUCAAUUAGUUAUAGUUGCUGACAUUUCUGCUUCGUAGCAGCUACUAGCUUCAUUUUCUGUUUAAAAAUGGAGAGGUUUGAUUGAGUUGUUUUGACUAUGCCGGUGGAGUAAAGCGAGGAGGAGAAGAGGAAGGGAAGAACGGGAGAGAGUUGAGCGGAUUUGAAAGAGGAAAUCAUCCCUUACUGGUCGAACAGCGAAGCCUGCGGACAGAAACAGAGGGAGGUUUGGCCAUUUACCUAGGCUGGAGUUUCUUUAGAGCUGAUAUUUGUUUUGUUUUGGGUGGUUUUUUGAUGUGGCCGGUUCUCAGUGGAGAAGUUUUUCCCGCAAAUGACGUGGAAUAGCACGAUGAGCAGUGGCUACAGUAGCUUGGAGGAGGACUCCGAAGAGUACUUUUUCACGGCCAGGACCUCUUUCUUCAAAAAACCCUCCGGAAAAAUCACAGAGAAAAAGGAUGUGGAGAAGGAGAGAGAGUUGCGGACAGAGUUCAGCAAUGAGGAAAUCUGGCAGAGGAUCGAGCAGUACAACUUGCUAACCAAAGACCACCUUAAAAUGACGCUGGGUGCGGGCGGUGUGUACACGGGUUUCAUCAAGGUCCAGAUGGAUUUGCGGAGGCCUAUGACGGUGCAGGGAAGUCAGAGAAGAGCCGGGGAGGCCUUCUAUCUGCCCCAAGGAGUCUCCAACACCCUCCACGUCAGCUCCAACACCACAGUCAAAGAGGUGAUCGUCGGCUUGCUGGGCAAAUUCACAGUUGCAGACAACCCGGCUAAAUAUGCCCUGUACAAGAGAUACCGGCGGGAGGAGCAGGUUUAUACAUGCAAGUUGGCGGAUGCUGAGAAGCCGUUGUUUCUUCGCCUGGUGGCGGGACCCGACCCAGACCUGCUCAGCUUUGUCCUGAAAGAACAGCAGACGGGAGAAGUCAUGUGGGAUGCCUUCUCCAUCCCUGAGCUGAAAAACUUCCUGCGGAUCCUCGAAAAGGAGGAACAGGAGCAGAAGGACGCAGUAAUUCGCCGCUAUGAAACCUACCGGCAGAGACUGCAGGAGGCACUGCUGGAGGUCAGGGGGCCUUCUUAAGAGGAUAUAACCUCCUUUAAAAAGGACUACUGCCCCCUAGAGGGACGAAGGGGAUGUUUUGUUUUGUUUUUCAUUUUUAAUCUCCUGGUGUACAUUUUGAUGGAGGGAGGGAUGUGAACACAGAAUCAGGAGAGAGGAUCCAGCACCUGGAAGAAGGGAUAAUAAAGGAUGACAAGAGGACAGAAAAAAGAGACUGCAAAUAAAAAAGACGAACAGACAGAAUUUGGGUUGCUGGAUUCAAGAUUUCAAACUGCUUCCCGCUCGGCUCCGUCUGCCUGCAAACACCAAAGAUUCACUCACUGUGCCAUAUCCGUUCAUCCUCUCCACUGUUCGCCGUCCAUCCCUCUCUUCUUCUUCUUCUCUCACUCUGUCCUGCUGUCACAUAAUUUAUGCAGUUCAUCCUUUUUGUUUCCCUCACCUUUUUAUCCUUUGAACUUGUGAAAGACUCAAGGCCAUAUGUUGAAUUAUUUUUAUUUAAUUUGUUUGUUUUAAAGGUCUGUACAUAUUCUUUUUUCUUAAUUUAUAUGGGUGAAGCUUUUUAUUGUUUUUUGUUUUUCUUUUUAAAACAAAGUCUUAUUUUUGUUUUAUUGUAGAGAGGCGGAGCAACAAUCUGCUUGUUGACACAGAUGCUGAGAAUAGUUUUUUCAGACUUCAACAGGACACAGAAAAUCCAAGCAUCAGAACAUGAAAGACCAAUAUUUUUCAAAAAUUAUCAGCUGGAAGGUCUAAACAGGCCCAGAGGCUGCAGUUGCAUAUAUAUGAUAAUAGUUUGGGAUAAAUUGGAGAGGAACUGGAAAGUCUGAAGUUUGCAAAUAUGUGUGAAGUGAUAAAAGAAGCUGGCAUGGAUAUGUAUGGAGUCUGAAGUGUGACAGAAAAAUUACAGAUUUACUUUUUAAAAUAUUUGCAAGCAACACUUCAUUUACUUAAUUUUAGAAACUGCUAUAGGCGUUCUAUUUUUUAAAUAACACCUUUAUUCUAUUGGCAGGAUCAUUUUUAUUUACCGUGCAAACUUUUAUGAAAAUAACUGCACUUUUCUAGUGAUUUUUCCACUACGAGAAAACUUUAAACUUGGACAAGUUGAGUCUAAAAGGUGUUGAUAUAUCAUAAAAUGGAGUUAUUUGAACCCACAGUAGUUGUCAAAUGUAAAAGUAAAUACAGUUUCCAAUAAUAAUAGCACUAAUUACUAAGAAUGAAAAUGGAUUGUAGUUAUUCGGGAUGUAUCAGUUCCAAAAACAUGUCCAAUCAAAAUAUAUGAAUCUGAGAAGAAAUUCUUCUUAUAUUUGUUAUCCAUUUAUAUGGAAUUUAAUUAUCUGUUCAUGCUUUUGGCACAUUUAGGACUCCAUAAAAGCCAGCCUGAGAUUGUUUACAUGAAAGGAAGGAGAAAUGAAAGGUGGUGUGACAGAAAACAGAUGCAGGAACUCUAGAGAGAUUUUUGUAGUAGUUUAGUUUUGGUUGCAGUUUGUGAAAAAAACGCUGUUUGUUUUUUCAUGUGGAGUGAAGAUGAACUGGUGGGAUCUGAAGCCUUUGUGUUUUUUCCACCACCAGCAGAGUUUGGUGAAGCAUGAGCUGAAUAGACUGAAGCAAACUGCUUGAACUUUGACCCCCCAUGUGGUCAGAGGAAGGAGUGUGGAGAUUUGACAGGUUUCUGGAAGUUGACUGAAUGGUUCAGAGGAAGUAGAAAAGAAACAUUAGAUGCAGGAAAGAAAAAAACUAGGGGAAGAUAAAUGGCAUGAGGAGCUAAUACAUGGGAAAGACUGUCAUACAAGCAGUGUGACCGUGGACAGUGACGGGGGUUUCCUCCAACCGCAAGUCACUUUGAUUAACUGCUUGUUCACUUUUUGCAUUAUGUGAGCUCCUCGAAUCCAUGAGUGCAAGAAAAGGAGGUCUGUGAGUGCUGAUAGCUGCUGAGACCAGGGAGGAAAAACAGCGGCAUUGUGUGCGUUUCAACCCGUCUGUCAGCAGGCAUUCAUUUAAAACGCAACUUUUUGAUACGCUUAUCUUGAACUAAAAUGUGCAGCCUUGACCUCAUAAACCUCUCCUAAGGAUAAAAUAAGAGUGGGACACAAAUCAAGGCACGCAGGACUGUAGUAAACAUGAGGGUUUAAAGGCAGAAAAACUAAAGAAAUGCAUCAGAGUGCAAAAGGGGGCUCAAAGAGAAAAGGUUUUCUUAAUAAAAGGCCAUUAAAACCUUUGAUAUAUAUGCAAUAUUUUCUGUGGUGAUGUAAUUUAUCAUUUAAAAGUCAAAGAGGCUUUUUCUUGUUUGCUUGGAAUAUUUUUGGGGGGCAAUUUUGAAGAAAACGGUCAAUAAUCUGGACAAAUAAGUCAAAACAUUCAUGUUCAUUGCAUUUUAUCUUUAUGUGUUGCAAAAUGCUGUUUGCUGUUUGAGCUGCAGGUACUAAAUGAUGUCAAACUGAGGGUGCUGCAGGGCGUUUCUGUAGGAGACUGUCGCCAUCUAGUGGUCAAACACGCCAACUGUUCUCUUGCUUCUGUGUCAAACUUGAUUUAUCUUAUAGAUUUAUUUUGUUUUUGUUUUUUUUUUAUAACCAAAGAUAUUUUUGUGUUGUUGCCUGGAGCAAAACAUCUAUAAGGGGCCUCAUCCCAUCAGAGGGAAAAACAUACAGUAUAUAUAGUGUAGAGGUUUUAUUUAAAGGGGUUUUAACCCCAGUUCCUUCUACUAUUAAACACUGGGUUAUUUUUAUGGAAGCAAAAAAGGGCCUUUAGAAUUUAAAUGAACUAGUUUUAUAUAUAAUCUCUGGGUUAUCAUGGGCAAGAGUCCAGCAUUAUAAACUUUCAAACGCUGGGUUUAAAAGAGGAGAAGGCCCACUGGAAUAUAUUGGGAAAUGUUGGAUUAUGGGAAAUGUAAUAGCCACUGUUUUUGGAGCAUUUCUUGGUAAAAGUUGGAACAUCCUGACCAUUUUCUUCCUGACCAUUUUUUAUUCCUUUUUUAGUGUCUUGUAGAAAUUCCCAACUUUUAUGUAAUUUCCAAAGAGAAAACUCAUUUAAUAACUUAAUGGUUACAUGUAAAUACAAGAAAUUUAAACUUGGUCUUUUUAAAUGCUUAAUUUUCAGUAUGUCAUUUGAAAACUUUGAGUAUAUAAUUUUAAUUAUUGGUGGUUUUACUUUUUCAAAGUUAACAAAUUCAGAAAACUCAAAAACAAAAAUACAAUUAAUUUGGCCCUCUUUUGCUUCCAUACGUUAUAGUUGAAAGUGGUGCGAAAGUCUGAAUGGAAACAGUAACUGAAUCUUGAAGCCAUGUUGUUGUUUUUUGUGUAUCUCAUAAACAACUCUAGCUGUUAAAACACAUCAUCCCAGACUAGUUGCAUCAAAUUAAAUUUUUUGGGCACUUUAACUUUGAAUUCAGGGAAAACGGGUUUUUAAAAUUUAAUUUUUUCUCCUGUGUACCGCGAUCACACGCUCUACUUUAUCUUAACAUCUAACACACUACAAUCUUAUUAUUCUUUUUUUCUGUUUUAGCUGAUGAAAGUAUAGUGUGGCAGAAGUCGGCGAUUGUGAGGUCAUUUAAUAAGUUUUGGUCUCAGUGAGCUUCCGUAGGAUUUUGCUCAGAGUUGGCUGUGAAAUAGUUUGCUUACUGUAAACAAUCCUGGGCUGUUCAACAUUAAAAGCAUGCGUUAUUUUAGAUAAAACAGCAGUCGGACAGCGUCUGGAAAAUAGUUUUCAGAUGCCGUUUACCUGCUGCUGAUAGAAAUUAGGAUUGCUGAAGAAUUAUAUGUCAUGGAAAGCUUUUUGGGCCAGUAGUGUUCGUGUAUGAAGAUCAGAUAUGAUACCUUGUAUGUAUUCAGAGAUGUUGUUUUUAAGGCUGUUCAAACAUACCUAGAGUCUGAUAGCGUGCAAACCAUUGGCUCCUUAGUCUUAAUUGAAAUAUUCUUAUACUUUCUGUCAUUUUACACUAUUUAAACCUGUUUUCCUUGUUAGCAUAUGUUUUAUUUCUUUAGAUGUUGCUGAAAUUUGACUAUUGCUCUGAUUUUUAGGCUAAUUGGGAUUAAUUCUUUAUAAAAACAUCACAAAAUCAUCUUUUCAAGCCUGUCAAAUGUUAAUAUUUUUACGCUUCCUGCGUAUUUAAGAGCUUUCAGCCUUCCCUCUGCUUUUCUUUGAAACUAGCUUCACAUUUACACUUUUAGUAUUUUUUUUGUCCCCAAACUGGAUAUAAAUUAGGGUGUGUUAUAUAGGAUAAUAUAGUGUAAAAUGACAGCUCAGAAAACAUUCACGAACUUUACAUGUAAGAAUAUGUAUUACUUCAUUGUUUCAAAUAUUUAAAUCUUGUUCUUUAAAGAAAAAAAAGAAAAAAAGAAAAGCAUCUCCCAAAGUAGCUUUUUUAGAGCAUUGAAGCCUUUAGUCUUUUACUCUUAAAAGUGUUCAAAAAUAUCUUUUUUGACCAUGUAUUGGGAUUGGAAGCUCCAGAAAAGCUACUAAAUGAUACCUGGGUUGAUGGUGUUUUUUUGUUUUUGUUUGUUUGUUUGUUGGUUUUUUUGUGAACUAAAUUCGUUCACAAGCUUAAUUUUCUGAGCAGUUUUGACGCUUCUCGGAUUUGUGCGCUCGGGUCUCUGGUUUGAACAUCCACAAACUGUUGUGUUAAAUGCCAAAGAUCUGUGUUGUUGAAGCUCUUCCUGAUUUUUUUCCCAGUGAUGCUGUUUUUGUUGUUGUUGUUCACCCAGACUCGCUAUAGAGAAGCUAUACACCUUUUCAGGUUUAUGAUGAGCUUGAAAACACAAAGCUAACUCUAUUGUUCUACACUUGAGUUCAAAAAAAUUAAAAGGGUUUUCUGGGUAAAAGUUUCAGAUCUGAGCUGCAGUUGGAGCUCGGUCUGAAAUGUCCCAAUCUCUGUGCCUUUGUACAGUUCAACAAACCUGAAGGAGAGGCUGAAGGUCUCAUCGUGUUCUCUCUCCGUAGGCUGAGGCGGGUUUAUUUUUGUAGGUGGUUUCAAUCGUUACCAAAUGUGGCCUUUCCUCACGGCAAGGCGGGCUUCAUCUAUUAAAGGUGAAAUUAUAAAAGAAA
Oreochromis aureus is the source of this 6169-nucleotide messenger RNA. RefSeq names its product ras association domain-containing protein 3. Gene Ontology annotation, biological process: signal transduction. The record is from RefSeq and is a predicted model, not a curated record. Gene Ontology annotation, cellular component: cytoplasm. The transcript has 6 exons. NCBI's taxonomy places the organism in Eukaryota, Metazoa, Chordata, Actinopteri, Cichliformes, Cichlidae. The coding region runs from base 413 to 1156 and encodes 247 amino acids.